This is a messenger RNA of Funneliformis mosseae, 280 nucleotides long. NCBI's taxonomy places the organism in Eukaryota, Fungi, Glomeromycota, Glomeromycetes, Glomerales, Glomeraceae. The record is from the annotation of a GenBank genome assembly.
AUGUCGACGUUACCGAUAGUAGAACUGUUUCUAAAAACGAAAAGCAUUGCGGAGUUAACAAUUACAGAAAAAUCCUUAAAUGACUUGGAAACGAAAAUUAAGGAAUUGGAGCAAAGUAACGAAGGGUUACGUUCACAAUUCAAAUAUUUAGAAGAAAAAGUUAGAGAGCGAGAUGAAGAAACCAUAGCCAAUAUUAAUAAUUUAGAAAAAAAAAUUAGAGAACAAGAAGUAGUGUCCGAAAAAAAGCAAGAAAUUAUUAAUGAAUUAGAAAAGAGAAUCA